AUGGCUGUUACACUGAAGCGCAAACGCGGCGCUGUAUCGUAUAAAGAGCCGAGCAGUGACGAGGAUCUCUCUGAAAGCUCCGGCUAUGAGCAGACCACCAGAAAGCGCACCGUACCCUCUCGACGAUCUACUCGCCGCCCACCAGCCGACGAUGAAGCCGCCAGCGAAAGCGAUCACUCUCCGCCACAACCUGCUCCUACCACGCGUCAGCGAGACUCACGAACCUCACGAAGCCGAGGAGUGCCAAGGAUAUCAUACAAGGAUGUCAGCUCAGACGACGAAGACGAAGACGACCCCGAUGCCGACUUCGAGCUGGAAGAGCAGCGGGUCGUGACCGUGAGGACAAGGUCACGGCCUGUUGCUGCACCAACAUCACGAUCGGAGAAGACUGGAGGCACUAAGACGAGUAGAUCGCGACGCAAAGCGGCCAUAGGCGCACCAUUGAAGCCGAACAAUGAGGGUCAAGUCGAGCGCAAGACGACUAUUCCCUCUGAUGGCCACAAGCCGGCCUGGGCUUCUCUACCGUACCACGUGCUCCUCCAGAUCUUCGUUUACGCCUCCCAUCCGCUUCACGACGAGAAUAUGAAACCUACCCCAGCAAUAACAUGGCUUGUACAGAUGGCCAAGAUGUGUUCAACCUUUACAAAGCCGGCUCUGACAGCCCUAUACCGGAACCCACCCAUAUUCGCAAUCAGGCAGACGCGGAAAGACCUUGUUCACCAUCUCAUCACUCCUCCACCCAGCGCGCACGAUGACUAUCGGGUCAUGGUCAAACGAUUGGAGCUGGACGCUACACAGAUGACUGCUCUGACAGAUUCGUCAAACAGCGUAGACGACCUUGCGGCUCUGAUCAAGUCACUAACGACACUGCGGGAGAUUGACAUCUUUGACCCCAUGGAUCGGCCACCCUUUCGCCCGCGGCUUAGGCGACUUCGGCGCUGGGUAUAUCCUGCCGAGCUCUUCGAUGCUCUACGGCAGACCAGCCUACGCCUGAGAAGCUGGCGAUGGAAUAGCACAUUUUGUAGCCAAGGACCUCUAUGGAUCAAGGCCAUCCACUCGGACUCUGCGUUUCAAAGCCUUCGCGAUCUAACGCUCACCAAAUUCCAUCCUGAAGUUAUUCGCGAGGACCCUGAAGAGACUCAAGGCGAGCCUACAAUGGAAGAGCUGCUGGCAUCUGCGUUAGCUGUGCUACCUAAUCUCAGGAGUCUCUCUUUCGAGACUUGUGGUGUUGUCAGCGGGCGCCUCCUUUCUUUACUUCCCACCAAUCUUACCAGCCUGAGCAUCGUAAAUUGUGGCGAGCUGCUCUCUGAUGCAUUCCAGGCUUUUCUGACUACACAUGGCUCUCACCUCGAGGAGCUAAUCCUGAAUCACAAUCAGGCUCUCGACAUGUCAUUCUUGGUUGACUUGAAGCGCUCCUGUCCCAAACUUGAGGUUCUUAGGAUGGAUACUACCUACUACAGCUCUCUAGUCAUGUCUUCUGACAAUGAGCCGCUGUACGAGACGCUUCUUGGCGAGAGCGAAAUUCCUACUUGGCCAACUACACUUCGGACGAUUGACUUUCAGUAUCUACGGAACUGGAAUUCGAGGUCUGCGGACAAUUUCUUCAACUCGCUCAUCAACUCUGCUGAAGAACUGCCCUGGCUUCACGAAAUUACCAUUAUCGCAAUGGUAGACACCGAUUGGCGGCAGAGAGCUGAGUUUAGACAGAAGUGGAGUGCCAAAUUCAAGAAAGUCUUCGCAAGGAAGUGGGAGGCACCCGAUCCUAGUCUUGCGUCUCUGAAGGCCUUCCGAGAAUGGAAGCAUCGUGACAAUGACGAAGAGAAAGUGGAUUCUUUCAUUGAGGGCAUCUCGGAAGACAUAGCUGAGAAGGCCGAUCCGGUCAUUGUAGAUGAUGGCAGUAGUAGCGAUGAUGAUGUCCCUCUGCUACCAUCGCGUGUACAGAAGCAGGAUGAGCGUUGGGGCUCGAAGCGUCUCCGGUCACGAUCGAAAGCAGCGACGAGUUACGAUGAGGAAUCGAACGAAGAUGCUACUUCGGAAGAAGAGGCUGCGUCUGACGAAGAUGAGCCAUUCGUGCAAGGCCGGUGCCACACAGUGAUCUUCCGCAUCGAUAACUUCCGUCCACGCGAAGAAAUUUUCAAUGAAGCCGACUUCCUUGACGCGGAACCCAGCGGCGACGAGGAAUGGAACGGUAAUGAGGAUAACGAGGACGAGGGUGGAUAUGCGUGGUAA
Alternaria atra is the source of this 2229-nucleotide messenger RNA. RefSeq lists its product as uncharacterized. The transcript has 2 exons. The record is from RefSeq and is a predicted model, not a curated record. The coding region runs from base 1 to 2229 and encodes 742 amino acids. Lineage: Eukaryota; Fungi; Ascomycota; Dothideomycetes; Pleosporales; Pleosporaceae.